Osmerus eperlanus (European smelt) is the source of this 1025-nucleotide messenger RNA. RefSeq names its product EMG1 N1-specific pseudouridine methyltransferase (gene emg1). The transcript is spliced from 5 exons. Gene Ontology annotation, molecular function: rRNA binding; rRNA (pseudouridine) methyltransferase activity. The coding region runs from base 61 to 777 and encodes 238 amino acids. The record is from RefSeq and is a predicted model, not a curated record. Gene Ontology annotation, biological process: rRNA base methylation. Gene Ontology annotation, cellular component: small-subunit processome; nucleolus. NCBI's taxonomy places the organism in Eukaryota, Metazoa, Chordata, Actinopteri, Osmeriformes, Osmeridae.
UACGCAGUACUACGAACUUCAGUGCCACGCAGUAAUCCUGCGUCCAUCCAUUUCGCAAGCAUGGCUGACAGUAUGAGUAACAAACGUGGUUUUGAACAUUUAGACGAAUAUGAACCAAAACCAGCCAAACAUCUUCGCAGCCUUCACGAUCGCAUGACUGAGAGGCGGCUAGUAGUUGUUCUAGAGGGGGCAACGCUUGAGACUGUGAAGGUUGGGAAAACUUUCGAGCUUCUAAAUUGUGAUCAACACAAGAGCAUGAUCAUUAAAAGUGGGAGGGAUCCCGGAAAGAUUAGACCUGAUAUCACGCAUCAGUGUUUGCUGAUGCUAAUGGACAGCCCGCUAAACAGAGCAGGCCUGCUGCAAGUCUACAUCCAUACAGAGAGAAACGCCCUGGUAGAGAUUAACCCACAGACUCGCAUUCCUCGAACCUUCCCCCGCUUCUGUGGCCUCAUGGUCCAACUUCUGCACAAGUUGAGCGUGAGGGCAGCUGACGGCCCCCAGCGCCUGCUGAAGCUGAUCAGGAACCCCGUAUCGGACCACCUGCCCGCUGGAUGUCCAAGAAUCUGCACCUCCUUCUCCUCUGGGGAGGCUGUGUGCCCCAGGACCGUGGUGCCUCAGGAGGGGCCUGCUACUGUGGUUGUGGGGGCGUUUGCACACGGAGCUGUGAAUGUGGAUUACACUGAGAAGACCGUUUCCAUUAGUAACUACCCCCUCUCUGCUGCACUGACCUGUGCCAAGAUGUGCUCUGCCUUUGAGGAGGUAUGGGGUGUGUUGUGAUGCUACCAAACUGCUGCUCCAGAGGACACAGCAAAUACAUGGACUUUAAUCGAUGAGGAAGAGGUUGGCCAGAAAUACAGUACAGACUGUCUGCCUCAGCUCUUAUGUUCUGUGAGGCAAGGAUAUGUAUGAAUGGUGCAACUGACUUGUGUGAAGAAGUACUAUUUUUUUUGUUACUGGUUGGAACUGUGCUGUUUGAGCAAAUACAUUUAAUAAGACAAUGGUGAAUAUAAACAUCUUAUACUGAA